Messenger RNA from Staurois parvus, 1330 nucleotides. The record is from the annotation of a GenBank genome assembly. NCBI's taxonomy places the organism in Eukaryota, Metazoa, Chordata, Amphibia, Anura, Ranidae.
AUGCUCAUUCUUUUUUCCCUCACCCUCCUCCGCGGAUCCUCAUCCUGCCCAUCCCGCUGUGAUGUCACAAGGUGCCCGAGCCCGGUCUGCCCCAGCGGGUACGUUCCUGAUCGCUGCAACUGCUGCCUCAUCUGUGCCGCAGGGGAAGGAGAGCCCUGUGGCCGGGAAGGGGACCCACCCUCUGGAAAGAGGGGCACCAAGGGGACGUGCCAGUGCAAGCAUGACUACCAGGUGUGUGCCAACGACGGGCAGACCUACGACAACCUGUGCCAACUGAAACUGGCGAGUCGGAGGGCACUGCAGCAAGGGCACCCCCCAGUCGUGCAGGUGCACAAGGGUGCAUGCCAAUCGGGUCACCAACAUCCCAACAGUCCGAGGUACAAAUUUAACUUCAUUGCUGAUGUGGUAGAGAAGAUUGCCCCAGCUGUUGUUCACAUUGAACUCUUCUUGAGACAUCCGCUAUUUGGACGUAACGUACCCUUGUCCAGUGGAUCAGGUUUUAUCAUUUCCGAUUUGGGUUUAAUUGUGACCAAUGCCCAUGUGGUGUCAAGCAGUAACACUGUAUCGGGUAGGCAGUACUUAAAGGUACAGCUGCACAAUGGUGACACCUAUGAAGCAACAAUAAAGGAUAUUGAUAAAAAAUCAGACAUUGCUACAAUCAAGAUUUUUUCAAAAAAAAAGCUCCCAGUCCUAACAUUGGGCCAUUCAGCAGAUCUAAGGCCUGGAGAGUUUGUUGUGGCCAUUGGAAGCCCAUUUGCCUUACAGAACACAGUGACCACAGGAAUAGUAAGCACAGCUCAGAGAGAUGGAAGGGAGCUGGGCUUGAGAGACUCUGAUAUGGAUUAUGUGCAGACUGAUGCCAUCAUUAAUUAUGGAAAUUCUGGGGGUCCUUUAGUAAAUUUGGACGGAGAAGUGAUUGGUAUUAAUACUCUGAAAGUCGCAGCUGGAAUCUCUUUUGCAAUUCCAUCUGACCGCAUCACAAAAUUCAUGACUGAGACACAUGACAAAAAAUUUAAAGACGGGAAAAAGCGUUUCAUCGGGAUAAAGAUGCUGACUAUAACUCCUACACUUGUUGAAGAGCUAAAACUAAACAAUCCAGAUUUUCCUGAUGUUAGCAGUGGAAUAUAUGUCCAUGAAGUGGUGUCCAAUUCACCAGCUCAGAGAGGUGGGAUCAAAGACGGGGACAUCAUUGUGAAGGUGAACGGGGCGACCACUGAUGACAUCUACUGAUUUGCACAACGCUGUAAUGAAUGAAUCACCUUUACUACUUGAAGUUAGAAGAGGGAAUGAUGACCUUCUGUUUAACAUAGAACCUGACGUUUCCAUGUAA